Molecule: messenger RNA, 861 nt
Organism: Capronia epimyces CBS 606.96
Lineage: Eukaryota; Fungi; Ascomycota; Eurotiomycetes; Chaetothyriales; Herpotrichiellaceae
Exons: 1
Coding region: 1-861 (286 amino acids)
Source: RefSeq, a predicted model, not a curated record
AUGAACCUGGACCUGGACCUGCACACCAUCAACAUCGCCCCGUCCACCUCCUCCGUCUCCGCCGUCCCCAAUGAAAAAGACAUCUCGGCGCCCGGCACUUACACUCUCGACGCCGCCCCCGGCACCGAUAUCUACGCAUCGCCCCUCCCGCCUGUGCGGUAUGUCUUCUCGGCCCCGAUCGUCUCGCGCCGUAUCCUUAAGGCGGCCUUCCGCUCUGCCAAAGUUGGCGUGCGGGCCCGAUGGUCGCUGCAAUUCGACCAGGGCGGGCUGGUUUUCAUCGUGCCUGACCCGGCCACGAAUAUAGUCUCGACGUUGAAUGCCAAUGCCAAUGCCAGCACAUGCACCAACACCGGCACCGCGCAGACUCAAGAUCUAGAUCCAUAUUCGUCCCCGGCUUCCAGCUGGGUCAAGGCUGGAAUCGAGGUCAAUGAUGGCAAGCCGUAUGUGAGCGUCGUGACCAAGUCGCGCGACGGCUGGUGCGAUUGGAGUCUUGUGCCGAUGCCGAUAUCGGUGUCGAGUACCGCCGGCGGGAUGUCGUCGUCGUCGUCUUCUUCUUCUCAAAUCACUCUCCGCAUGACCCGAUCGAAGAACGCAUUGAUGAUCUGGAUGAUCAAUGACAACGACGAGGCCACCCUGAUUCGUAAAGUGCCAUGGGUCUUCCUCGACCUCGAACUCGACAAUCACAAUCAUCAUCACCGCCAGCAUGAGUCGACGUCGACACAUGAAGCUGAAGCCGAAGCCGAAGUUAUGGUAGGCAUCUAUGCCGCAAGGCCGGAUCCUGACAAUGAAGCGACGGGGAAUCUGGCCGUGUCGUUCCAAGGGUUCAGUGUUGAUGUUGAUGUUGAUGGUUGUCAUUUAUAA